GAUAUUAUUACUGUAUUACGAUCAGAACGUGAUAAAAUGGAACUCGAGCCAAAGUUUUCUAAAGAGAGACUUGAUAGUUUUAUGAAAGAGUUUGAACACGAGAAAGCUGAAGCAAAUAGAAUUUUAGCAAGGAAUGUAGAAUUUUCUCAACUUAUUGCUGACUACCAACGAAAAUUAUGUGAAAGUUCUGAGUCAUUGAAUGCUGCUGAGGAGCUUUCAAGGAGACUUACGAUGGAGUUAUCUGUUUUGAAGCUUGAAAAUAAAGUAUUAUCAAAUGCAGAAAAGCGAGCAUCUGAUGAGGUUCAUAGUUUAUCUGAAAGGGUGUAGCGCCUGCAGG
Arachis ipaensis is the source of this 337-nucleotide messenger RNA. The record is from RefSeq and is a predicted model, not a curated record. Lineage: Eukaryota; Viridiplantae; Streptophyta; Magnoliopsida; Fabales; Fabaceae.